This is a messenger RNA of Dichotomopilus funicola, 483 nucleotides long. Its product is annotated as multi protein bridging factor 1-domain-containing protein. Gene Ontology annotation, molecular function: DNA binding. The coding region runs from base 1 to 483 and encodes 160 amino acids. NCBI's taxonomy places the organism in Eukaryota, Fungi, Ascomycota, Sordariomycetes, Sordariales, Chaetomiaceae. The record is from RefSeq and is a predicted model, not a curated record. The transcript has 2 exons. Gene Ontology annotation, cellular component: nucleus.
AUGUCUGCGUGGGAUACCGAUGCUGUCAAGAUUGGCAAGAACGUCCACCGCGGCGGCGCUGCCCCGCGCGAGACCGUCGUCCGUGGGCAGGCUGCUCUGAACGCCGCUCGCCGUGCGGGUAACUCCAUCACCACCGAGAAGAAAUAUGCCUCUGGCAACGCCUCUGGCGGCGUAGAAGGCCAACGCCUCACGAUGGUCGACCGGUCCGACGACAUCGUCAAGCCCAAGACGGUGGGCGUCGAGGUCGGCAAGGCGAUCCAGAAGGCGCGCGGCGAGUUUGCCAACGCCAACGGUAACAAGGGUCUGACACAGAAGGAGCUGGCGACCAAGUGUAACACGACACCGACCAUCGUGGCUGGGUUCGAGCGCGGUGAUGCGGCGCCGGACCAGAAGGUGCUGGCUGCCAUGGAGCGCGUGCUGAACGUUAAGCUGCGUGGGAGCGAUAUUGGGAAGCCCAAGUUUGAGAAGAAGGAGAAGAAGUAA